AUUUUUUCACCUUUUUGGACUGAAGGAAAGAAAAUGGGAGGAGUUUUGACCGCUUGAGCCAAGAGGAUGGAGAAGAAGAAGUCUAGUCGACCCCGACCACAAAAGUCUAGUUCUAGUGUAUCUAUCGCUUCUGUCGAGUCAAUGACAAGCACACGUUCUCUUCUUUCGCUAAUAUUCGUGUUCCAGCACAGCGUUUAAACUUUUAUUCGUCAGCCAGCUGCAGUGCCAAGACAUCCUAGUCUCUUGUUCCACACUGGUACUGUGAUACAAGUACCAACACAUCCACGAUGUCUUGUUUGAUUCCAUGCUUUUAUGCAUUGCUGCUGUUGUGCAAGUUCGCUUCUUCAUCGGCCUGGUCUUGGAAUAACCUUUUGAUGACCAGCACUAGGAUCAAUUUGGGAAUGGCGGAAUCAGUGGCGGCCGGUGCUGAACUAGCCAUGGCGGAAUGCUCUCACCAAUUCAGGUGGGAACGUUGGGCAUGUCCACGCAGCGCCUUCACCAAGAAGAAAGUGUUUCGUUCAUUGAUUCGAGAAUCGGCGGCUCUUCACUCGUUUCUAUCCGCCGGAAUCACAUACACGUUGACGCGUAACUGCUCUCGUGGCCAACUGGAAGGAUGCGGAUGCGCUACGAUUUCUUCUCAGCAUCCAAACGAAUCUCCAUCCAGCACGUGGCGAUGGGGAGGCUGCAGUGACAACAUAAAAAUGGGCGAACAGUACUCUGUUCGGGUACUGGAUUCACUCGAAUCAGGCCAAGACGCCCAAGCUUUAGCUAAUUUGCACAACAAUUUCGCUGGCCGUUUGGCUGUUCGACAUUCAAUGCACCAAGCGUGCAAGUGCCAUGGAGUGUCCGGCUCGUGUGCCAUGCAGACUUGUUGGAUCCAAUUGCCUCCAUUCCGAACAGUCGGCCAGGCCCUGAAACGACAGUAUGACACCAGUGCGAGGGUCGGCUACAGCAAUGGCAUCCUUCAGAUCGACGGCAGCAGCUCAUCAGCUAACGGCGCCAAGACCUCAUCGGGUUCUUCGCAAAUUCUGCGCGUCUCGCCACAAACACUCGUCUAUUUGGAACUGUCGCCCGAUUUCUGUCGAGCCAACAUUACGGCUGGAACGAGUGGCACGAAAGGGCGGACGUGCUCUAGAGACAAAGGUAAAGGUCUGUCGGCCUCUCAACGACGCAGCUGCAUCCAUCUGUGCAAGAACUGCGGCCAUAAAGUCAAGAAGCGCGUCAUCUCCGUCCUGACUUCGUGCAACUGUACUUUCCAGUGGUGUUGUCAAGUCCAGUGUCAAACGUGCAACACAAACAAGACUGUUUAUUCUUGUGCUUGACGUGUCAUCUCCACAACAAUCAACGAACGCCAUAGUAUAAAUCGAAGACAUCCCAAAUGUACAGAUAUAUUUCACUGAUAAAAUGAAAAAUUCCCCUUGGUCUUUAGAGACAAAAUGUAUAUAUUCCAGAUGGCCGGCUUACAAAAUUUCCUAUCAGUUUUAGAGUCUGUAGGCCUAUGUUAAAAAGAAAAUGAAAUAGGACCUAGAAGGACACCUUUUAACUUGCCCAACCGAACAUAUGUGCCGUUAUUUUGCUUACUUCGUCGUGAUUGUUGCCUUUGUUUACGAUGAAUUUGUUUUACAAGCUUUCCUGCCAA
Messenger RNA from Daphnia carinata, 1639 nucleotides. Its product is annotated as protein Wnt-8b-like. Gene Ontology annotation, cellular component: extracellular region. Gene Ontology annotation, biological process: multicellular organism development; neuron differentiation; canonical Wnt signaling pathway. Gene Ontology annotation, molecular function: cytokine activity; frizzled binding. NCBI's taxonomy places the organism in Eukaryota, Metazoa, Arthropoda, Branchiopoda, Diplostraca, Daphniidae. The coding region runs from base 288 to 1322 and encodes 344 amino acids. The transcript is spliced from 9 exons. The record is from RefSeq and is a predicted model, not a curated record.